CCUGCAUUGGUGGACUUGUCUAGGGGGCAUCCAUCUCUUUCACAAAACUGGAAUGUUAUUGGCCACGGCACUGGGAUUUGUUUCUACUCUUCUUCCCAUCAUCAUCACAUCCCCAGCAAAUACUGCUUUGAUUUCUGUGUGUAAAACCCACAACCUUAAAAUUCUUCCUCGUCAUCAGUACUAGGAUUAGUUGUUGUUCUUAUCCACUUCAUCUUCUGGGCUACCCCCUACUCUCACAGCUAUCUAUCACAAGAUUCUUCAAGCCCAAGGUGUAUAAAGGGAGACAUAAACUCAGAGGAGGGGCUGCAACUGCCAAGAAAAACCCCAGAAUUCUGCAGGUUUUUUACUGCAAUGGAAAAGCUUGUUAAUCCAUAUGAUAAGGAAUCUAUGAAGAUGGCCAUGUUAAAGCAUGAGGAAACCUUCAGAUACCAGGUUUAUGAGCUUCAUCGUCUGUAUCGAAUCCAGAAGGGGCUAAUGAAGAACAUUGCAGAGCAAAAAAGGCAGCAAGAAAGCCAGGGUGCCAAGAAAGCUGCAAUUACCACCAAUUCAAAUGACAAGCAGGAUUCCAGCAAGGGGACUGCAGAAGAGUGCAUUGGGGAGUCUGGCGAUCUGGGAAUCGAAGACGAGAGCGAGCUGGAGCUGACAUUAGGCCCGUCGUGUUACAAUCGCAGGAGGAAAGCAGCAGAGGCGGCUUCAGAUUCUGCUCUCAGCUUUUCCUCUUCCUCCUCAGAUUCUAGCCAUGUGAGAAGGAGCAGUUCAGGGAAGGCUGAGUCAAAUCUUGUUGGUGAAAUAAAAAGCAGAUCCAAUAAUGCUCCUGCUGCAGAGCAGUUUAGACAAGAUAAAAUGAAGAGCCACCCUCCUUGGCUUUUCCAGUUCUUGAGCCUAAACAUGACUUGAAUUGAAGUUUGAAAAACAGAUGAGAAAGCAGGAGAUCAGAAUUCAGAUGAUCAUAACAUGCUAGACUAGCUUCUGUGAUUGUUAAUUGUGUGCAGUUUUUUCUUUCUAUGAGUAGAGCCUUUUUCACAGUUCUCAAUUGUCCAUUUCUUUGCUUUACUAACACGGAUUGGAGCCAAGAAAAUGGCUCAGAUUUGAACAGAUAAACACCACAAUUGUC
This is a messenger RNA of Ipomoea triloba (trilobed morning glory), 1114 nucleotides long. RefSeq lists its product as uncharacterized. Bases 352 to 897 code for a protein of 181 amino acids. The record is from RefSeq and is a predicted model, not a curated record. The transcript has 3 exons. NCBI's taxonomy places the organism in Eukaryota, Viridiplantae, Streptophyta, Magnoliopsida, Solanales, Convolvulaceae.